AUGAGCUCAGCCAGUUCAACUUCAUCGGGGUAUGUUCCUCCCUUCUCACCAUCCUCUUCGUUCAUGAAGAAGACCAAUGCUAUGGAUGGAAGAACGAAACGAGUUGAUGAUGUGAUGGUCAAUAUGGAAGAUCACAUUGCACUCCUCCAUGCUGAAAUUAUGCAAAUAAGAGAUGAUUUACGAUUGCAUCGAAUGAUGGCUAAAAAGUAUGGAGAGGAAGGUUUUGGUGAAGGUGAACAACGAUUACUCCAAUUAAAACAAAUGAAGAAGGAGGCCCUUAAUAGAGUUAAGGGUCAGAUGGGAAAGCUUGAUAGAACCAUCAAGGCUGGAAAGAGAAUUAAUAAGGAAUUUAAUGCAGUGGCUGCACUUGAGGAAAGAUUAAAGGAAGCUAAGGAAAAACAAAGGAAGAGAAGAAAGGACAGAAAGAUGAGUGAGGAAACACGAAGAAUAGAAAAGGGAGAAAAUGUCGAUCUAGGAAUUUACUCGGAAGGUGACAGUGGAAGUGGAUCAUCGUCCAAUGAUACGGAUGCCUCAUUCUACAAGGAUGAAGAGAAGAAACAAAAGGUUGUUUUCAAGCAAAAUUACACUGGAGACCUGAUGGAAAGUCAUGUGGAUUCAAAUCCAACGACGUCUUUGAUAGGUUCAUUCAGAGGACCAAGAUCAAAGAUUCUACUCAACAAGGAAGCACCCAAGUUCAAAGGUUACUUCAAUUUGGCACAUUUGGAUGAUGACGAUCAUCCUCACUCCUCCAUGGUUCUCAUUUAA
Molecule: messenger RNA, 765 nt
Organism: Naegleria gruberi
Lineage: Eukaryota; Heterolobosea; Eutetramitea; Acrasida; Naegleriidae
Exons: 1
Coding region: 1-765 (254 amino acids)
Source: RefSeq, a predicted model, not a curated record